AUGAGGUACCUCAAGACAUUGGCGCUGUUGCUUUUUGUGGCGUCUCUUGUGAUGGCCAAAAAAGAUGAAUCCAGUGAAGAAGAAGAUGAGAAAAAGUACGGAGAACACCAUCACGAGGAAAAGGGUGAAAAGGGCGAAAAGGGACACAAAGAAAAGAAACAUUGGGAAGAAGAAGAAAAGAAGCACCACGAAGAGGAUGGUCAUGGUCAUAAGUAUGAGGAAGAGGGCGGUAAAAAGAAGAAAGACUGGGAUGAGAAAGACGAACACGGGGAGCACCAUGAACACGGUGAGCAUAAAAAAGGCGGGAAACAUCAUCACAAAAAAGGCCACAAAAAGGGCCACAAGGCCUCAGAGUACCACAAGAAGGCCAACAAGGACGAAUAUUAUAAGGAGAAGAAAUUCUACGAUGACGAAGACAAAGGAGGACAUCACAAGAAAUUCGGCAAGGGCCACGAACAUCAUGAGAAAGAAGAAGGCGGCCACAAGAAAGGCGAACACCACGAAGCCGCCGAGAAGAAAGGCAGCAAAGGACACAAAGGACACUAUAGCAAAGGACAUCACGAUGAAGAUCACAAGGGCUACAAAGACGAACAUGAACACGAUGAGCAUUAUGAUCAUCAUGAAGAUUUCGGCAAGAAAGGCGAAAAGAAAGGUGGCCACAAGAAAGGAUACAAAAAAGGACAUCACUAA
Molecule: messenger RNA, 690 nt
Organism: Eupeodes corollae
Lineage: Eukaryota; Metazoa; Arthropoda; Insecta; Diptera; Syrphidae
Product: putative eggshell protein
Exons: 1
Coding region: 1-690 (229 amino acids)
Source: RefSeq, a predicted model, not a curated record